AUGCUCCAGCCUAUCCGGCCAUCCCUUCCGUGCCCGAGCGCUUUGGGGCGGCCCAGGCCAAGGCGAAGACCCGAGGGAUUUCCACGGAGCUCCACAGGCUCCAGCCUUGGAGCCUUUCGAGGGCGACACCAUGCGGCCUUCAAGCUCUCAAAAGCUUGGGGGAUGUGGCCACUGCUGCUCUUAAUCGGGGUCGUCUUCUCCCAACGACGCCAACUGAAGAAGAUGGUGGAACCGCCACGCAAGACUCGGGUCCUGUGGUCGGGCUGCUUGUGGGCCUUCCUUUCCACGAUGACGGUCUUCGAUACCAGCGGAAACGCCAUUGGUUAUCCUGUUUUCUUCGGCUUCGUGCUGACCUACAUGCGUGAUCGAAACGGUGUCAUUGCCGGAGACUGGCGGGAAUCCCUGGCCACCUUUUUUCUCGUCGGGGCGGCCGUGUUUGCAGGAGUUUGGAUUGCCAGCAUCCCUUCACAUCUGCUGCCGGUUCGGAGGUCUUGGAAGGUGGUCGUGUGGCUACAGCAGCUCCAGUCCUUCAGCAUCUGCCUCCUGCUCUGGCUGGUGACCCUCUUCUUCCGCGUUUAUCGGCGCAUGGGAUGA
Symbiodinium sp. CCMP2456 is the source of this 594-nucleotide messenger RNA. The record is from the annotation of a GenBank genome assembly. Lineage: Eukaryota; Dinophyceae; Suessiales; Symbiodiniaceae.